AUGGCAGGCCAGACUACCACUGCAACAACCUUGUUUCUCUUGAUGUCCAUGAUACUGAUGAUCAUAUUGUUACUAGACUUCUCAUAUGUUUGUCAUGCAGAUCCUGAUCCAGUUGAUGACAUUUGCAUUGCUGAUUUAAGUACAGGCCAGAGAUUUGCAAAUGGGUAUCCCUGCAAACCGGCCUCACAAGUCACAGCAGAUGAUCUCGUCUCUGAUGUCCUAGCCAAGGAGGGCAAUACCAGCAAUGUGUUCGGCUCCUUCACUACACACGGCACUGUCGUAAAGUUCCCGGGCCUCAACACCAUGGGCAUGUCCAUGAAUCGUGUCGACUUUGCACCCGGAGGCAUCAAUGCACCACACACUCACCCUCGUGCUUCGGAGCUUGUGAUAGUCGUUCGGGGUACACUAUUCAUCGGUAUCAUUACAGCUGAUAACAAGUACUUCUCCAAGGUGGUGAAGAAAGGUGAGAUGUUCAUUGUGCCCCGGGGUCUCAUGCAUUUCCAAUGCAACAUUGGCAAGGGGAAGGCACAGACAUAUGCAGCUUUUAACAGUCAGUUGCCAGGAGGAAUCAGUGUUCCCAAGUCUCUCUUUCGAUCAACACCCUCAAUUCCUGACGGCCUUCUUUCCAAGGUCUUCCAGCUUGAUGAAGCCACUGUCAGAGCCUCUAAAGCUAAAUUAGUUAAUAUCUGA
Molecule: messenger RNA, 690 nt
Organism: Dioscorea cayenensis subsp. rotundata (Guinea yam)
Lineage: Eukaryota; Viridiplantae; Streptophyta; Magnoliopsida; Dioscoreales; Dioscoreaceae
Product: rhicadhesin receptor-like
Exons: 1
Coding region: 1-690 (229 amino acids)
Cellular component (GO): cell wall
Molecular function (GO): manganese ion binding
Source: RefSeq, a predicted model, not a curated record